Hylaeus volcanicus is the source of this 11369-nucleotide messenger RNA. RefSeq names its product CLIP-associating protein 1-A-like (gene chb). The transcript is spliced from 25 exons. Bases 1305 to 5210 code for a protein of 1301 amino acids. The record is from RefSeq and is a predicted model, not a curated record. Gene Ontology annotation, molecular function: microtubule binding. Gene Ontology annotation, biological process: mitotic spindle assembly. NCBI's taxonomy places the organism in Eukaryota, Metazoa, Arthropoda, Insecta, Hymenoptera, Colletidae. Gene Ontology annotation, cellular component: microtubule organizing center; mitotic spindle; cytoplasmic microtubule.
UAACAUACUAAUAUAUUAUUUAUACUACGUUUUAUUCAAAUUAUUCGUGCAUAUUUUGCAUAUUUUUCGUGCAUAUUUUGGAUAUUUUUCAUACAUACAUAUUUUGCAUAUGCAUGUUAGAUAUUUAUCGCGCACAACUUCCGCAUUCUACCUAUCAGAAAUCGAUUUUUUUUUACGAGAAUCGAGCACCCCUAACGUCUAUUGUUCGUCGCGAUGGCCCCCCUCGGCUUGGUCCCCCCAAUCGGGGGCAUCGAUAGGGGAGAAGGUCCCCUUCCUCCAGUCCCCGCGCAUAAGCAGCGUUUACCGGGAGUGUUCGUAGAGUAUACGAGAGUCGCCAUUUAGCAACGUGAGAGACGCGUGUCUCUCGAAAGUAGAUUUUUACAAGUGGCGGUUUCGCCGGAUGUAUCGAAUAUAUACUCGGAAUCGUAACGAGUCUGUGGUGAUCUUGAUCUUUUUUUUUUUUGCUGUGUCACGGGGCCGAACACGAUCGUGGGUCCGGUAGAGUGACGCGUUCUAUACGAAUGCGUAUGCGUGCCUUGCUACUGUUCACGGAUAAUGGGCAAGGACGAUCGUUUCAGUUUCUCCUAGCACGUUGUUUGUUUACCUGAUCAGACGCGACGGUAUCGAAAUACGACCAAGUUGCCAACGACAUCUCUUCGACGUGUUUGCUACGAGAACGACUAAUUCGUCCCAGAAGUGUUCCCCUUGUGUCAGUCAUAUGUUCCAACGUUCCAACGAAUGUGCGAUAUUUCACAUGGAUUACCGUCGACUAUCGCAGUGUUUCGCGACGAGCUGGUCGAUAUUCAACGAUAACGAACUUCCUCAGUUGGUGAAACUAAAUAACAACAAUAAUAAUCGUAUUCUUAAAGGAAACGCGUGGUGUGUUGUGUUUCAGUGGAAGACUGUUAGUCUGUUCUAACGGACGCGAAGUAUUUCUUAAAAACAAAACGUAACGAAUAGGAGGAUGACAACGAUUAUGUUCCGCGAGGAAUAGUCAUUGUGACCGACGUUGCUUCGAGAAUGAAACGCGAAGACAUUCGUUCCGCUGUCGGCUGCAUCCAUGCGAAGAUUUUCUUCGUCGAUAGUUAGGUUUUUCCGGAGAGGACGCAAAUGUUCGUUACACCGUGCGAAAGGAUACGAGAAGAAGAUUGCGUUGACUCGCUAUGCUACGGUGAGGACUUCUCACACAAAGGUGGUGUUCCUUCGAAUCAUGUUGAAAUAUAAGUUGGACUUUACGCAACAUAAAAGAUUAUUCAGGAACGGUUGUUCGGUAAUUGUGCAGUGUUGAAUCUUUUCUUCGUAAAAUGAACGAUACCGGUAUACUGCUCCCAAGCAGCCAUCGCUGUUUGCAUAGAGGAUUGAAAAGAUAUCCUAGUAUCGAUAAAAAGAUCUGGGAUCCAAGUAGUAAUUGGAUUCUUCAAUGGGAUAAUAUCGUGAAGCACCCAGGUGCUAGGGCAAGAGGAUGCCAUUGUGACAUUCAUAAACCGCCAUGGCUAUAUCCAGACUUAGUUGGAAAAAGUACCGAUGAACCUGACCGGGCGAUUAAAUCUGCUCCUGUGAAAAGGACAGCUGUUCCUCCAAAAAGAGGACAAUUUGGACCAGCUAAAACUCCAUCUUCUGCUAUAGCUCGACCAGGUAACCCAGCACCCAUGGUUCCAAGGGCACCAACCACCAAAAGAAACGUGUCUGUAAAAUCGACACCAGGUCAGGCAGGUUCCGUGGACGAAGAGACGUUUCUUACAGCGUUUGAAGAUGUACCAGCGGUCACGUUGUUUUCAGCAAAAGAUCUCGAAGAACAGAUGAAAGUUAUAAAAGACGUCGUUGGUGAUGAUAAAAAAGAUUGGAAACAAAGAACAGAAAGUAUGAAGAAGUUAAGAUCUAUCAUUAUCGCGGGAGGAGUAAACUACGAGAACUUUCUAGAAUGUUUGAAAAACGUGCAAAGACCUUUUGAAGUUGCUUGCAGCGAUCUUAGGUCACAAGUUGUAAGGGAGGCGUGUAUUACUCUAGCAUAUCUUAGUCAACAAUUGAAAAAUAAAUUUGCUAGUUUCGGAGAGGCGGUUUUACUCACAUUAAUGAACCUCAUACAAAAUAGUGCCAAGGUUGUCGCAACCGCUGGUGCCGUGGCUGUGAGGUUUAUUCUUCAAAAUACACACUGCAGUCGUUACGUGCCAAUUAUCUCCUCCUGUUUAAGUAACAAAAGUAAAGACAUAAGACGAGCUUCAUGUGAAUAUCUAAAUCUAAUUCUACAAACGUGGCCUACCCAAAUACUGCAGAAACAUGUACAAACAUUGCAAGACACGAUUAAAAAGGGUAUCGCAGACUCGGACUCGGAAGCUAGAGCUUUCGCUAGGAAAUCGUAUUGGGCAUUUAAGGAUCAUUUUCCUGAGCAAGCAGAAGCGUUGCUAAAUAGUCUUGACACUGCGUACAAACGUUCGUUAAUGUCUCUUAGCAAUAGUGGUAGUAUUAACAGUGUAAACGUAGUUACAAGGUCAGCGAGUAUCAGUCCGAGAACAUCGAGACCAGUAAUGAGCGCCACAGGUAGUACGGAAAAUUUGCAUCAAACUUCGGGUCAACCACAUGGCUCCCUCAGACGUACUCCGUCCUUGCCACGGUCUUAUCGCCAGUCUGGUAUCCCAGUUCUACAAAGACCCACUGAUAAUCAUUAUCGUCCAACCACAGGCGUUAGAUCGACUAGCGCUAUAGACUUGCAAGCCGCACAAAGAGCGAAAGCGAGGAUGAUGUAUGCGAAUAUCAGCAGACAGAAAGCAUCUCUCCCCCGUCCAACUAAGUCACCAGACACUGCAACAGUUGCUAGUCCAGAAAGAACGGCAAGGACGCGAACGAGAAUGGCCGGAGUGUCGCAAUCUCAACCCAGCAGUCGAUCAGGAUCACCGUCGUCUAGGCUGAGUUAUGCGACGUAUAAUCGCGAAGGAGAAUCCUUAAUAGCGAGACCCAGGCGAUUACCCAGUCACGGAAUCAGGAGCACUGGCAAUAGCCGUGAACCCAGCCCACAAAGGUUUGGAAUGGAUAGGAGUUUUGCCACAAAAAUACGGGGAAGGAGUUUACAUAUGUCUCCUACGGACAGGCCUCAGUCUAGGCCAGUUAUGGCACAAAAGAUGCUUCAACAAUCGCGCGAAGCGGAAUCAGCGUUAGCGGAUGCACUUACGUUUGAUAAUAUCGACAGCUAUACCAGAACACCAAGGGGGAAAGGUGAUCACAGCGAUGACAGUGAAACUAGCAGUAUAUGUUCAGAGAGGAGUAUGGACAGCUUCAGGCGACCGAAUGAUUCGUUCUCAUGGAGUGGCUCUCAACAAAGACUGUAUCGUGAUAUGUGGGAUCAGUCUAUCCCAAAGGACAUUAAGGAAAUUAUUGAAAAUUGUGCGCAUAAACAUUGGGGAGAUAGGAAAGAAGGUUUAGUGGGAUUGCAGCAUUUUCUAUCGAACGGAAACACACUCACGGCGACCGAGUUACGCAAAGUGACGGACAUCUUUACCAAAAUGUUUAUGGACUCUCAUACAAAAGUGUUCAGUUUAUUUUUGGACACGCUGAACGAACUGGUAGUUACCCAUAACGAAGAUCUCGGCGAUUGGCUGUACGUGUUGUGCGCGAGACUGAUGAACAAAUUAGGUACCGAUUUACUUGGUUCCAUACAAGCAAAAAUCCAUAAGACACUCGAUGUUGUCAGAGAAUGUUUCCCAGGAGAACAACUCCUGCCCGCAGUGAUGAGGUAUUUGACGGACCCGACACAAACGCCGAAUUCUCGUGUAAAGGUAGCCACGCUUACGUUCAUUACGCAAAUCGCAGAAUCGGCGGAACCGUCUGCGCUUAACAACUCCGCAGGGUCAGCUCUGGCGAGGCUACUCGAUUGGUCCAAUGACGUUAAAAGCCAAGAUGUCAGGAGACAUGCACAAAACGCUGUCAUAUCAUUGUAUAACUUAAACCCCCCGAAAGUGACCAUGAUACUGGGUGAAUUACCCAAGCAUUAUCAAGAGGCAGCAUUUCCGUUAGUUCAGAAUCAUCUGAGAAAAUCCUCGGGUUCGAGUAAUCCAGCGUCACCUGGUACACCACCUCCCAGAGCACAAAGUUCACCGGCACGCUCGAAACCUAAAGGCGACGUCGAUAAUGCCGAUGAGAACUUGGAGGAGGUUUACAAAUCGUUGAGACGCACGACGGCAGAAAUUCAGAAUUAUGGUUUCGAGCGUUUAGAAAGAGCAACCACCAGUAAAGACAGUGGGAUCAGUAAUAUGGCUGACGUGGAAGAAAAAAUGGAAGGUCUCACGUUGUGUAAUUCGGGUCGAUCGUCUUCCGUUUCUUCGCCUACACAGAGAGGACGAUCGGUUACAAACAUUACGGUGAAUGGUUCGAGUGAUACUAUUGCGGGCGACUUAAUCCUACCUCAGGAAAAUAAUGGUUACAAAACACACGGGUCGUCGCCUGAUUUGGCAAGCAGGCCAGAAAAUUUAGACAAUAUAACUAAGAUAUUGCGGUCGAAGACAAGGUCUACUGAAGAAAAAGUAUCAGCUCUACAGGAGUUUCAGCAGUACAUUCGAGAAGGAGACGCCUCGUACAUGAAACAAAAUUUCAAGAAAAUACUCAAAACGUUACUAGAUAGUCUGACUAACGAUAGCAAGAAACUGCAAGUGGAAGUACUUCAGACGCUAAUCGAUAUGCUUAAGUGUCCAGACCUUGUGGACAGUUUUUCCGUGUAUCCUGAGUUGCUUGUUUUGAAAGUAAUUACCGUAUACAAAUUGGACGACCAGAAACAAGAUACUUCUAGCAGCGGCAACACGAGAACUUCAAUUUUUUGGAUGGCAGAAAAAUGUGCCGCAACGAUAGCGAUGGUUCUGAAACCGGAACCAAUCAUUCAUUUAGUAUCAACUAUAAUUACUACCGAACCGUAUCCUCUGAACAUGGGAGCGAUAAAAAUGCUGCACAAAGUAGUGGAACAUUGGGGUCGAGAUGCGAUAGAGCCUCACCUGUCGAAGGUUAUGCCUGGUCUUAUUAAGGCGUACGACGAUCACGAAAGCGCGGUCCGGAAAAGCGCCGUAUUUUGCAUGGUAGCGAUACACUUGGCAGUCGGGGAGGAGGUAUUGAAGCCUCAUCUCAGCUGUUUGUACAUCAGCAAACUGAAGCUUUUAAAUAUCUACAUACAACGCGCGCAACAAGCAAAAAGUCAACCGGCGAGUCCACGUAGUAAUAAUAAAAAUUAACUAACAUCAAAUUCCGCGACGCUUAGGAUCGCGAUACUUAAGAGAUUUGCCCGUUUAGGCGCAAGGCACGAACGAAUGCUGCUUAGUUUUUUGAGUAAGUCCAAUCCGUGACAACGCAAGCCGUACAAGUCGAAGUUUCUUCGACGCGGUAGACGGAUCUGUACGACUUCACGACAGGGUGUGUGUAUAUGUGCGACAUACCUGAACUCCUGACAGUGGUGUUGCACAAAACCAGAUAGUGUACAAAUGUACGGACAUUGUUUUGUUUGCCAAAAAUUUAUACCUGUUGCAGUGUAAGAAGAUUGAAGAAUGUUGAAGAUUUUUUUUAACAGUUUUUAUAUUCAGUCAUUCGCCGCGAAUCGCUUUAAGGUAUAAGAUUUUUCACUCGAGAUACACGUGUGUGUGUGUCUUUUAUCGAUACGUUACAUAGUCGUACUAAGUUGCAGUGUUGCAUCGUAUGAAGAAAAAGCUUUUUAGAACUUUCUCUCGUAUAUUAUGUUGUAGUUUGAAAAGACAGUGCGACAUCACUGCCGAGAGGAUCAAAUUAUUAUACUUCAUAAAGCAGAGUGUACGUGAACGCCAAUUACGCGGAUAUUCGGUAAACAUUGUAUAAAAUGCGUCGUACGCUUGUAUGCCGAUUUAAAAACAUCGCUGAUUGCAUCGUGUGCAACGAUAGGUUGCUAUGCACGUUGCGAUCCAUCGAUAAACAGAAAAAUACGUUGUGAACGUUUCAAAACGAAAAUAAGUGACACGCUUUGGUAUCGGCGCUGUACGAUCAGUGGGGAUGAAUAAAUCGUAACAAGUAUUUCUUUUUCGCAUUUUAGUAUUAACGAAGGCCCGCGCGAAUAUCGUAUUUGUUUGAUAACGUCAACGCGAGUGUGUUUGGUGUCGUGAGGGUUCUUACGUACGUAGAAUCGAAAUGUUGAAAAAGUAAAGAUUUAUUUAUUCGUUGAAAAUUCAUGUGCUAGUCAAAUUUCAAAGGACGCACAAUGACCUAAGAGACGUACACAACAAGUAGUCGAAACUUUUCAAGAAAACAGGAAUAAUAAUGCAUGAACGCAGUGAAACAGUCUGCGAGAGAUACAGGGAGAAUGCGAGAGAGUGAAUGAGAGAGAUUACAUAUGAACGUUAGAUUCUUAUAAAUUUCCUAAUAAGUUUUUUAAUUUUUCUGGAUUACAUUUGAACAGAAAGCGACAAAACCAAACUAGUCUAAACUAUUUCUUCAGACCACGUCACCUGUAAUUGCAAUGUGCUAAUUAUAUCGUCUUAACUGUACAUAAUCUGAUUGACACGUUAAAUAUUGCGCCAGUUGGCAAAACGUUGUAACUUUUUUCGUUACUUUUUUCAUUAUUUUAGACGAAAUGUUUUUAAUUUAUUAUUACAACAAUCGACAUAGCAUUUCUGUAUCUUAUGAGCACUAUCUUCUUUUUCUUUUAAAUUUAUGUCGAGGUCUUGUUUAGACGAUUCUUGUUUAGAAGAUCAACUUAUUUCAGAAUAUUGUAACACACACUUUAUUAUUUUCUAUCUCUUCAUAACAGAACUGUUUGGUAAAGUUCGAAACCUAACGUUUUAUAGGUGUCGUGUAAACUUGUUCCUUGUUUUCUUAUCUUAUGUUUAUAGUUUACACACUUGGAGUGCGUCCCUCUUUAUACGUCAGUAUGAAAAGAACGUCAAAUAUAAAAAGCUUAGCGUUUAAUGCGUUAAAACAUUGCACUCAAAGAUGACUCAGACCGAAGAAAAAGUGGUAUAGACAUUUUAGCUUUCUUGUCAUAUCAGGUGACGACUCUACAAUCUAGAUAAUACAAUUAACCCUGUGAGUGCUGAAUACUCUUGACCAAGAAACGAAAGAAACAUUAAAAUGUAAAAUAUAUCUUUAACUUGCAAACUGACGAAUUUAAUAAACGUAAUGAAAAAAAAUGGAAAACACUGAUAAGUGUAUCUCAAACAAGAGAUCGAAAAGAUUGACAACCGCAUAUACACAUCUAUACAGGGUUUCCCAAAACUCGCGUAGGAGCUGGAAAUGGGGGGUAGCUGAGACGAUUCUGAACAACAAUUUCCUUUGCAAAAAUGUCAGAUGGGGCUUCGUUAAGGAGAUAUUAACAGAAAACCCCGACUAAUCAGAGCGCGCGUAUACCGUUAGAGCGGCCGUGCUUGUACGCAAACAAGUGACUCGACGUGCAUCGAAGGACAUUGACGCGGCCGCCUAGCGCGUAGCCUUCGCUACCACGGUCGCUCCAACGGUAUACGCGCGCUCUGAUUGGUCGGGGUUUUCUGUUAAUAUCUCCUUAACGAAGCCCCAUCUGACAUUUUUGCAAAGGAAAUUGUUGUUCAGAAUCGUCUCAGCUACCCCCCAUUUCCAGCUACUACGCGAGUUUUGGGACACCCUGUACACUGAUAGGUUUCUCUGAACGUAUGUCCAGAGUAUACGUGCACAGCACUCAAUUGGUAAAACGAAAAAAAAAGGUUAAACCAUUGUAAUUGAAGAGAUAAAAGAAAAAUCUUAAGCGCGUGGAAUGGUUUAGUUUUAUCGAUUUUUGUUUGCGCGUGAUCUGAAAUAAUCGGAAAACCAAUUUGUAGGAAACUAACGUUAAUAUUUAAAAUUAUUCAUCACGUUGCCAAUAAUAAAACGAAUGCUGAAUCAAAGCUAACAUAAUGAGGUUUAGUAAAAUUCUGUGCCAUUGUCGUUUCCGUUUUACUAUAUAAGGAUAAAAGUACACAUAAAUAUGUAGAGAUCUCCCUUCGUCUUUUCCUACCGUUAACUCGGGAUAAUGAAAUAAUUUAACGGAUAAAAUUGAAAGUGAAAUCAUCGAAGUGUCAAAAACAAAUAUUGCGUACGAAAUUCGACGGUGUCCUUUCUUUAUAGACGAAAGAGAAUAUCAUGUGCAAAUUACGUUCACGCAUGAAAUGUCCUCAAGAUUGAAACUCCUCAAGAUUGAUAACGCUAUGUUCUAACGCGUAUCGAUUAGAAGAGACGGCCAAACAGUGCCAAACAGAGGUAUCGGACGAAGUCCGGACGAGGGGAAGAAAGCAAUUAAACCCGAACGUUCGAGUGUCAGGGCUAUUUCUUUUACUUGGUGCCUUUGGCGUCGUCGGAUCGAGAUUUGUUCGGGGAUCGUCUUUCAUUAUCUUGUAAAAAGUGAAAGCUAUCAUUGAAGCGAGCGUAGUUUGCAAAUAGCGAGAGUCUCCCAUGUUCAUCGACGUCGCGAGAACUGAUGACGAUUGAACUUUGCGUAAGGGUUUCCCAUUCGUUGUCGUGACGCAGCUAACCAGAUUCUACCCUCACGUUCGUUUCGCUACUCUGUUGUAAACGAGGAACGAAUCGUGUUCCUCGUUUUAACGAUAUAUAAUGCAUUAUCGUCAUCGUCAAAGAAUGUAUCAUCUAUUUUCAUAGAGCGUUAAAGCCGCACGACGAAUUAUUGUACGGGUGUGAAUCGUUGUCACCACUUGCUCUUCGGAUUACGGGCAUGACAAAUGGUUUUGUUUACGGAAAAUUGCUGCGAUGUUGUACGAUAUUAUUCCCGAUGGGUUCUCGGGUGUGAGUGACCGGUUGAAGGCAAGGGAGAGGAGAGGGCGGUAUGCGGAGAAUAUACAGAUUUAGCGUAACCAUUGUAAUGUUAUCCAGCAUGAACUGUAACGUUCCGUUUGUCGAUGUUCUUUUGCAAUCCAUUUGUCAUUGACUUUUAUUUAAAAAUCGAUUUAGAGUUUAACCUGGUGUGUGCGGAUCGUGUAUAUAUAUACAUAUAUAUACAUAUUAUAAAAUAUAGAACCUAAUGUAACUAUUAAUACGGAUUAGGUAGCUCACCGUCACUGCCUGCAGCGUUUUGGUUGUGCUGAGAAUAUAUGCGGGUCUUGGCACCGCUGGACUCUGCGUGGUGUCGCAAUCGUUUAUAAAGAGAGCGAGAGAGAGAGAGAGGGAAGAAAAAGAAUUGCUUCUUUUGUUAAGUUUUCGAACAUUAUUAUUGAUAACACGGUUUACAUUAUAUUGAUUAACGCGUGUAUGAUACGUAGAUACGAAGAAUUACAUUACAACAUAUUAUUGAGAUCUUUGCCACUUACGACGACCGAUGAGCAGACUACGCGAAUUCUUUCUAUGCGUAAAUCGUUCGUUGCGUCGAUUAUAGACAUAUACUUCCGCUGUUUGUUUUUACACGAUAAAAGGAAAUGAAGGAUCAUGCAUAAUAAUUCAUUGUAAACUCGAAAGGUGUCAUCGUGAGGAUUUCCGCGUCAGUGACCAUGCGCGAAAUGUUUCCACAAUUUUCGACCGUUGGAAACGAAUGUUGAUUCGAAUUAUUUUAAACAAUUGAGCAAUUUCGAUUGGAUAAAGCGUAUGGGCUAGAAUUGGCAAGAUUUUGUUACAAAUGAAGAAUACAAAUUCGAGAGUUAUUCGCGAAAUUAAAAACAACUGAAACCUUGAAACUGCUUACACGUUAAUGUGAUGGAAAGAUUCAUUUGUUCUUAUUGUUACUAAUACUUCUGCAAUUUGUAUUCCUUUUUCCAAAUAAAAUGUGGACACAUUUAUCGUAAGAAAUCGCUGCGAUGUGAAAAAAACAUACGCUUCUAUGGAGCCGUGGCGUGUCGAUAACGAUUAACGUACGAAGAUUUCGAUUUUCAACCGUGUUAAGGGGUUAGUCGCAGUCAGGAAAAUGAAAACGGACACUUUCUUGUGUGUUUUUUUUAGGGCUUUAAAUAAUAAUUUUUAUUAAUGAAAUUUAAAUACAUGACAAAAUAUAUCUUAAAGAACUAUAAACAAAUUUUUGUUUUAAAAGAGGGUUAAUUCAUUUCGUCAUAACAGGCGAUGGUGUGAGUGGCCAUUUUGUUUGCGGUGAGCAAGAUUUCUCCAAACUGGUAUACCUGAAAACAAAAAUAAAGGUAGAUUUGGAGAAUAUAUUAGACUAACGGGUCCCUGAUCGAAGGAUUUUGGAAAAAAUUAAUUUAAAACAAAGUGACGUACAUUUGAAAUUGAAGUUCAAUUUUCAUUAUAAAAUUAAGUGAUUAAAUACAGAAUAAAAAGAAAAGUAUACAAGAAAAUGAAAAAUCCUUCGAUCAGGGACCCAUUAGUUUAAUAUAUUUUCUAAAUCUACCUUUAGUUUUGUUUUUAGGUGCACCAGUUUCAAGAAAUCUUGCUCACCGCAAAUCAAGUGGCCACCCAUGCCAUCGUCUGUUAUGACGAAAUGAAUUAACCUUUUUUUAAAACAAAAAUUCUUUUAUAGUUCUUUAAGGCAUACUUUGUAAUAUAUUUACAUUUCAUUCAUGAAAAUUAUUAUUUAAUACCUUAAAAAAAACACAAGAAAGUGUCCGUUUUCAUUUUCCUGACUGCGACUAACCCCUUAACCGAAGACGACAGUUUCGAUAUUACUAUUAUUAUUAUUAUUAUUAUUAUUAUUAUUAUUAUUAUUAUUAUUGCACGGACAAACUCGUGCCGAUUCUCUUCGCUUUGUAUAAUAUUCGUUUGAGCGCGACCAAAUGAAAUAAGAUAAACUUUUGCACCGCAGACAUGGCUAUUAAUUCUGUUAACGCUGAACAUUUUUUGGUAAUUUUCGUACGCACAGAUGUACUUCUUAAUAUUUCCUGAAUUUCCUUCUUUUCAUUUCCAGAAAGAAGGGGAAUCGACGAGAAUCGCAAAAGGAAAAUUGUUUGAAUCGCCGAUAUAUUUAAUACGCUAAUCUCACUAGUAUUAGAGAAUAUAUUUUAUAUGCGAACGAUGAAUAGUCGGUUGCUUCAUAUGUCUGUCAAUAAAUGAAAUUGAAAAUAUUUCUAGUCCCGUGUUUGAACGUAUGGGAUCAUCUAAUUUGUUGUACUUGUUUUUUUUUUCUAGCGAUACUAACCGUAAAUGACGUCAAUAAAUGAAAUUGGGUGGAUGACACGAGAUUAGGAGUGACAGAAUUAAUAUGCAAUACUGCUGCAAAAAUUCGCAAAUAAGAAACCAUUUGUAUGACAAGUCCAUUACGUUAGAACAUGUUGUCUGGCUACACGUUACUUUUAACCGUCGAUCUUAUAUGAUAUACACAUAUGCAUACGUAUAUUUAUGAAGCUCAUGUAAUUAAAUCUCGUAUUUAAUUUGCGUUCUUCGAUUGAUGAAAUUUGCGCCAGAAUAAAACCAAUUGUCGGAUACUUUCAAAAGUUUCAGUUUGUAUGUUUUAUUUAAACCAGUAAAACGAA